AUGCAAACACAGCACACACUCCCUGCCUGGUUUGGGAAUGAUGACCGCACCCCUCUCCUCCCGCCCUGUCCUGCCCUGCACUCUGACCUCCUGGAUGCUUCGGUUCCUCAUCUGAGCUCCCCGACCCUCCAGCUGGCUGGGGCCAGGCAGCCUCGUGGCCUGAACCUGACUAUGCCUCUGGGACCCCAAGCAGGUCCCGUGGCAGGUGUCCCAGGGGUCAAGGUCUCCAGUGGGCGCAUCGGUUACAGUGACAUGUUCAAGAUGCUGAAGCACAUGCCACCGCCCUUGGGGCUGGGGAAGAAAUGCCCUGCUCAUGUCACCUACAAGCCUCUGGUUCAAAUGAACACGCCCAUCUCCAAUGAAGACAUGACUGUCCACUUCACGUCCACGCUAAUGGCCCUCAUCUGGACCGCACUGGAGAUCAAACUGGCUCCAGCGGGCAUGAAGCAGCACCAGUGUGACGCAGAGCUGAGGAAGGAGAUUUCCUCUGUAUGGGCCAAUCUGCCCCAGAAGACCCUGGAUUUACUGGUGCCACCCCAUAAAUCCGAUGAAAUGACAGUGGGGAAAGUCUAUGCAGCUCUGAUGAUCUUCGACUUCUACAAACAGAACAAAACCACCAGAGACCAGACUCACCAAGCUCCAGGAGGCCUGUCCCAGAUGGGCCCUGCAUCCCUGUUCCACCCUCUGAAGGCCACACUGGAGCAGGUGCAGCCGGCUUUGCUCCGAGGAGCCCGCGUUUUCCUUCGGCAGAAGAGCUCAGCGUCCCUCAGCAACGGCGGGGCUGUAUAGACCCAAGAGGGCUGCAUUGAGGAAUCUGUUUCCCGAGUCACCCAGAAGGCCCAGAAGGCACCCCAGGAAGUGAGAACGCCCCUGGCACAUGGCCACUCCACAGAGAUCCCAGCGGUACAGCCAGGAAGAUCCGCCGUGGAUGUCCAGAUGCAGGGCAUGGCCCUGAGAGGCUCUGCUGGAGAACCCCAACCUGGGCUGGAGAGCCAGCGCUGAGCGGCAUCCAUGCCUCACCUGGCGGCAGACUCAGGUGGGUGGUCUGGGAAGCUUCCUGAGGACCCUGGACCCCAUGGGCCAGGGUCUCCUAGGCACCGUACCUCUAGUCCCCACUCUCAGGCUGUGCACCUUCCCUGUCCACUCCUGCAGCCACCCCCAGAUGCCAGCCCCAUGAAGCGUUCCAUCUCCACGCUGGCUCCCCAGCGCCCCCGUGUGGCUCAUCUCUUUAAUGCUACCCUGGACAGUGCACCAGCCAGCCAGGCUGCUUACCACCACCACCACCACCACCACCACCACCACUGCCAUCGCCGCAGGGACAGGAAGCAGAAGUCCCUGGAGAAGGGGCCCAGCUUGUCUGCAGACAUGGAUGGUGCACCCAGCAGCACUGCGGGCCCAGGGCCGCCCCAGGGAGAGGGGCCUGUGGGCUGCCAGAGGGAGUGCAGGCAGGAGCGCGGCCGGUCCCAGGAGCGGAGGCAGUCUUCCUCCUCGGAGAAGCAGCGCUUCUACUCAUGUGACCGCUUUGGGGGCCGCGAGCCCCCACAGCCCAAGCCCUCUCUCAGCAGCCACCCUACGUCGCCAACGGCCGGUCAGGAGCCAGGACCCCUGAGACAGGGUAGUGGUUCAGUGAAUGGGAGCACCUUGCUGUCAACAUCUGGUGCUAGCGCCCCUGGCCGUGGUGGGCGGAGGCAGCUCCCCCAGACCCCGCUGACCCCCCGUCCCAGCAUCACCUACAAGACGGCCAACUCCUCCCCUGUCCACUUUGCUGGGGCUCAAGCAAGCCUCCCUGCCUUCUCCCCUGGUCAGCUUAGCCGUGGCCUUUCUGAACACAACACCCUGCUCUAGAGAGACACCCUUAGCCAGCCCCUGGCCCCUGGCUCUCGAAUAAGCUCUGAUCCUUACCUGGGACAGUGUUUGGACAGCGAGGCCACUGCCCACACCCAGCCUGAGGACACACUCACCUUCGAGGAGGCUGUGGCCGCCAACUCAGGCCGCUCCUCCCGGACUUCCUACGUGUCCUCCCUGACUUCCCAGUUCCAUCCCCUCCGCCGUGUGCCCAACGGCUACCACUGUACUCUGGGGCUCAGCUCUGGUGGCCGGGUACGACACAGCUACCACCACCCAGACCAAGACCACUGGUGCUAGCUGCACCAUGGCCGCCACCGCCACACUCCUGCUCAGUGGGCAGAGUCCAGCUGAUGAGUUUUAUCAUCCACACUGGGCUCCCAGGGACACUCGGGGGCCUUGCCUCCUGGGCCAGCUGGGUGGAGGCCCUGCUGCUCCUCUCUCUUCUCUCACACUGGAUGGAUCACUGAUGACCAUUCUAGAGGGAUGAGGCUCUCUCCAUCCCCUAGUGUGCUGCCUUCCUGGGUCUCAUACUGUAGACCCGACACAGGAGGUGGUGGCGUGUGAUGAGCCGGAUUCAGGGAGUCUGAAUCCUGUGAGAUGGACCCCAGCAUCAGUGUUAUGUGCUUGGAAUCCUUUUUAGGAAGUCUGAAUCUUGUGGGGGGGCAUCCUUUAUCCAAAUGUGUGGUACAGAGAAGCAGACCACGUCUAAAAGUGUGGUGAGACCUCAGGAUGGAGUCAAUGGCAGACAGCACCUUGGGAGCCUGGCCGUGGCUCUGUGCAGGUCUUGUCAGCAUCCACAAACACACACAUGUCUGGCAUCACUCUUCAUAAUUUGAUCAGCAAGUGGACACUAGAAAUACACUCAAAUGCUCUCUGUCCUCUCCCAGACAUUGUCAACUGUGCAAGGACCAAAUCCAAAAAUGUUUUUGCCAUUCAUUUUGUGUUUUAAUCCCAAUGCCCUUCACUCUUGGCAAUUCUAUGUAUUUGAUCCAGAAAAAACAGAGAAGCAGAAAAAUGGGGAAAGAAAUAUUAACAUAACUUAAAAAAAGUCAAACCCUUAGGAAGAUCUCAACUUAUCAUGAUGCAUGUGUGUGUGUGACUUGUACAAGGAGAUGUGCUCCCAUCCAGUCCAGGCAGCCCCCCAGAUUAUCCCUCGCUCCUGCCACUCUCCGCCAAGUGCCUGACUCUGAGCCCUCUUGUGCUGGGCUCCUGGUGGCCGUGACGUGGGGCCUGUGUGAACUGUGGGUGGGUUUUGUGGAAACCAAUUCAAACAGCAGCCAGGUAAAAGGCUGAUGCCGAUAGAGAACACUGAGAUAAAUGACAUCCAAGAGGGUGGGUGCAGUUGGAAAUGGGUUGACCAUUUCCCCCUUUCCUCCAGUCACGGAAGGGUUUCCUGAUAAGCCACAGAGCAGUGUAGGACGUGUGCUUGCUGGGGGCACUCAAUCUGUUCUCCAUCUUAUUCUCAGGGACAGGCCGUGAUCUGUGUUGUCAGGAAGUUUCACAUAAGGCCAGAGAAGAGGGAGAGAUUGGAUGGGUGGGGGUGGUUGGGGACAGGGCCCAUGGGGCAGGAGGGAGGGCCAUGUCUGAGCAGGUGUGGGCAGUUGGGACUCCCAACUGAAAUGAGGCUGAAAUUCAGGAGAAACAGCCAAUGAAGGAGAAACUCAGCCACUGUGGCUCAGGGAGGGGCAUCUGAAGCCCAGCAGUGUUUCUGGCACGAGAUGCGGGAAAGCCAGCCACGGACGUGCAGCCUCAUGGCCACUCCCACAGGGAAAAGACUGGUUAGGACUCUGUGCAUAAAAUGGGGGGAGACUGUACACUUGGGGCACAAAGGAAGUGUUUACACGUGUCGAUCUGCUGUGUCCUCCAUGUCUUGAGAUGUCAGCUGGUUUCUUUGAUGGAUCAUCUGAGUGCUCCCAUUGGCCUUCAACCUGUGAUUCUCCUUAAAGAAACAGUGUGUGGUGUGAGUGUGCAUGUCUGUGUGUGGAGUGUGUCCAGUGAGUGGAUGCCAAAAACCCACAGGGCUAUGCAACAAAAAAGAAGCACGUUUAAUGGAAACAAAACACACAAGGCUGCCACCUGUUCUAGAGUUUCAGCAUGAUUGUGACCAAACCAUUUUAUGGACUUUCUUUACUUGAAGGCACAACACUCUGAGACUUUAAGAUAACAGAGUAUUUCACUCCAGUAGGUCGGUGCAUGUGAUUGCUGCACUCCUGUUGCAAAACAGAAGGAUGUGUAUUUUGAUACUAAUGUUUGUCUCUGCUCCCCAGCCUAUGUUAUUUUGAAUGUAUCCUUUCUGUGCAGAACCA
This is a messenger RNA of Manis pentadactyla (Chinese pangolin), 4154 nucleotides long. RefSeq names its product voltage-dependent N-type calcium channel subunit alpha-1B-like. Gene Ontology annotation, molecular function: high voltage-gated calcium channel activity. The record is from RefSeq and is a predicted model, not a curated record. Gene Ontology annotation, biological process: chemical synaptic transmission; calcium ion import across plasma membrane. The transcript has 12 exons. Gene Ontology annotation, cellular component: neuronal cell body; voltage-gated calcium channel complex. NCBI's taxonomy places the organism in Eukaryota, Metazoa, Chordata, Mammalia, Pholidota, Manidae.